This is a messenger RNA of Branchiostoma floridae (Florida lancelet), 2169 nucleotides long. RefSeq names its product lysosomal cobalamin transporter ABCD4-like. The record is from RefSeq and is a predicted model, not a curated record. Gene Ontology annotation, cellular component: peroxisomal membrane. Gene Ontology annotation, biological process: long-chain fatty acid import into peroxisome; fatty acid beta-oxidation; very long-chain fatty acid catabolic process. NCBI's taxonomy places the organism in Eukaryota, Metazoa, Chordata, Leptocardii, Amphioxiformes, Branchiostomatidae. The coding region runs from base 102 to 2009 and encodes 635 amino acids. Gene Ontology annotation, molecular function: long-chain fatty acid transmembrane transporter activity; ABC-type transporter activity; ATP binding. The transcript is spliced from 21 exons.
AACUUUUCACCUAUUUUCAUCUACGGCAAGCACGUUUACCCAGAAGAACUGUCUUCCACAUUUCAUUUCUAAGGUGUGAAGGUUGAGGCUGAGCUGACGUGAUGGCGUCGUGUCGUGAGAGACGGCGAGACUCCGACACCAGCCUGCUGCUGGAGGACGAGGAGGACAGGGAGGAGGACACCGAGGACGAGGACCAUAUAGAGAAAGCUGCUCUCAACAUCCUUUUCUGCAAACGUUUCUGGCAUCUUCUGAAGGUCAUCUUCCCAAAACUCAUUUCACCAACAUUUCUCAUGUUCUGCACACUUCUGGCUGUUUGUCUGCUGGAACAAGUUGUGAUUUACCAGACGGGCCUCAUCCCCAGCCAGUUUGUGAGGAUCCUGGCUGCAGAGAAUCCCCAGAAGUCUGAGUUCAUGACCAGACUCUGGCUGUCUCUCAUCAUUAUUGGGCUCAACUCAACACUGAAAAGCCUGGAUGGUUACAUCAGCAGCCUGAUGUAUGUGCGAUGGCGCCGGCUGAUCUGCCACAGACUCCAUCAGAAGUACUUCCAAGACACUGUGUACUACCAGCUCAACGUGCUGCAGGAGAACAUGGACAAUCCGGACCAAAGAAUCAGCCAAGAUGUGGAGAGGUUCUGUAAGCAGUUCAGUCUGAUGAUAGCUGUGAUCAUCAUCUCUCCCUUUACCAUAGGAUACUACACAUAUCAGUGUUAUAUUAGUACCGGAUGGCAGGGUCCUGUCAGCAUCUUUGUGUACUUUGUGACAGGUACAAUCAUCAACAGGUUCAUCAUGUCCCCCAUAGUGAGCCUCCUGGUCAGACAAGAAAAGCUGGAAGGAGACUUUAGGUUCAAGCACAUGCAGAUUAGAGUUAAUGCUGAAUCAGCAGCAUUCUACAGAGCCUGCCAGGUGGAGCUGAUGAAGACCAACUUCAGGCUCCACUCCUUACUGGACACACAGAAACGGCUCAUAAACAGGGAGUUCUGGCUCAAUUUUGCAGUGAACAUGUUUGACUAUCUGGGAAGUAUCCUGAGCUACAUCGUCAUUGCCAUCCCUAUCCUGAGUGGUGCCUACAGCCACAUGGCACCAAAUGAAAUAAGUGCACUUGUCAGCAAGAAUGCCUUUGUGUCCAUCUACCUGAUUGGGUGCUUCAGCGGGCUGAUAGACCUGUCUACCAAACUCACUGACCUGGCAGGCUACACACACAGGAUUGGAGAGCUCCUCGAGUCUCUGGAGAAGACAGAAAAGGGGACAAUGGAGGAACAGACCAACCACAGUGCAGACCCUGGGGACGGCGAUCCAUCUGAAAAUGCAAGCCUUUGCAGCAAUGAGAGCACACAGAGUAACAAGGCCUUCCAGCUGGAGUCAGUCACUCUCACACCGCCUUCACUACAGAACAGGGUCCUCAUCAGGGAUCUUAACCUUGAGAUUGAGGCUGGAAGAAAUUUACUUAUAGUGGGAAAUACAGGCUCUGGCAAAAGUUCCUUACUGAGGGUUUUGAGAGGACUGUGGCCAACCUUAGGAGGCAGUGUAGAAAGGAUCAGCCCACUGGGUCCACAGGGGGUGAUGUUUAUACCACAAAAACCCUACCUGACUGACGGGUCACUCAGGGAACAGAUCAUAUAUCCACUUAAAGAUAAAUACCCAGGUCAAGUUUCCCCUGAUGAUGGGAUAAUCAUGCAAUAUUUGGAAAGGCUAGAACUGAUGUCAGUUUUUGAGCGGGCCAAAGGACUGGAUGGUGGCACGGAGUGGAUAAACUGGUACGAUGUGCUAUCCCCAGGGGAGAUGCAGAGGCUAUCCUUUGCCAGACUCUUCUUCCACCAGCCUCAGUUUGCAGUACUAGAUGAGGCCACCAGUGCUGUCAGUAUGGAGACAGAGGAACUUCUGUACAACAUGUGUAAGGACAUGGGGAUGACUGUUAUCAGUGUAGGGCACAGGAGUAGCCUCAGAAAGUUUCAUGAUGUAGAACUGAAGCUGGAUGGCCGUGGGGGCUGGAAGCUGGACACCAUCAGAUGAGACCAAGCCACGUCUACAGUAUAGUCAAUGUCAAGACGACAGUUGCCAUACUUGCUAUAUAUGUUGAACUAUCAUCAGGAAAACCUAGAGCUGUGUACCUAAAGAAAUUUUACGUACAGGUACAGUUGCCAUGCUUACUAUAUAUGUUGAACUAUGAUCA